AUGGGUCUCGCAGGAACAAAAGUCAAACAGAGAUUCGGCCUCGACCCCCGCAACACCAACUGGUCCAACAACGACACCCAAUUCGGGCACAAGUACCUCUCGAAAAUGGGCUGGCGCCCCGGGUCCGGAUUGGGGCUCGUGCCCGAUGCCGUAACGACCCACGUAAAGGUCCACAUCAAGACAGACAACAGCGGGCUAGGUGCCAGAUUGCAGAAGGCUGACGCGGACAAGGACUUGGACGAGUGCAGUGGUCUCGAUGCGUUUCAGCGGAUCUUGGGCCGGUUGAAUGGUAAGGAGGACAAGGUUAAUCGGAUGAUGGAUCUUAAAAGGAAGGAUGAGAUCAUUGGUGGCAAGUGGGGGGUGCGGUUUGUCAAGGGGGAGACUUUGCUGAGUACGUGGGAUCGGGAGAAUCGAAAGUUGCUUUCCUGUGGGAAUGGCAAGAAGCGGGAAGGCGAGGUGGGAGAGGCGGAUGUGUCGAGGAAGAAGAGGAAGAGGAGCCGUAGCGGGGAUCCCGAGAAGGAAGUGAGUUCCGGCGGGGAGGAGCAUGCCGCUGUAGAUAUGCCAGCUGACGACAACAGCGACAAAAAGGAGAAGAAGGAAAAGAGGGAAAAGAAGAGCAAGCUGGAGAAGAAGGUUAAGCUGAAGAAGGAACCAAAGGAAAAGUCGGACAAGAAAGUCAAGAAAGAAAAAAAGCACAAGCGGUCGAAGCACUCUGCAUCGGAAAGCGACACCACCACCACCGAGGAACGCGCCACAAGUUCCCCAACUCUAUACAUCUCAGACCUAGACUCCUCCUCCACCAGAGAAUCCACCCCGACACCGAUAGCAUCGCGGUUAUCAGCGAGGUCAAAAUGGAUCAAGCAAAAGAGGGCAUCAGUGAUGGACGCAAAGGCUCUAAAUGAGAUAUUCAUGAUAUCAAAGUAA
Lodderomyces beijingensis is the source of this 924-nucleotide messenger RNA. Lineage: Eukaryota; Fungi; Ascomycota; Pichiomycetes; Serinales; Debaryomycetaceae. The record is from the annotation of a GenBank genome assembly.